Molecule: messenger RNA, 2247 nt
Organism: Penicillium coprophilum
Lineage: Eukaryota; Fungi; Ascomycota; Eurotiomycetes; Eurotiales; Aspergillaceae
Product: glycosyltransferase family 2 protein
Exons: 4
Coding region: 1-2247 (748 amino acids)
Source: RefSeq, a predicted model, not a curated record
AUGGACAGACGUUAUGGUCAAGAAGACGAAAAGGUAGAGCUGAGUACCUAUCGAGGCUACCAUUCAAACAACAGCUUCGAACAUCCCGAGCCUUUGACACCCUCGGCAGUCUCUUCAAGGCCUCUCACUCCAGUCAGACCGGGUCAUUUCCCUACCGACGAGUACGGCCAACCGGUUUGGCUUCAACCCACCGCUCGUAUGUCGGGUCACUCCGAUUCCUUUCACAACGCAUCAUGGAACCCACAAACGCCCUAUGAUUCCCGGUCGGCGUCACCAACUUUAUACCAAAACCAUGGCGUGCAAGAAAGUCACCAGAGUCUUGCUCCCCUUGUGGGCUCACCUGCUUCUCCAGGAUUUGAAAAGGAUUGGAUCAAAUCUGGAUCGAUUGCUCGCCUUCACGACCGUGACGAUGCGGAAACGUGGAAAGGCUGGAAGAGAUGGGUGUUUGCCCUGGUACCAAUUCUCACAUUUGCCAACACCGGAAUCUACUUGUUCUACCUUGGCCUGAGAAUUGCCUGUAUCAUUAUGGCUCAAAAUGUUACUGGGGUCUCAUAUGCUGGAGCUUGGGUCUUCGUGGCCAUCGAAAUUACGGUUGCAAUCCCCUCCCUCAUGCACAACUGCUGGACCAUGAUGGCUUUGAAGAAGAGAGGCCGCCCUAAGUUGAGAUUGACCGGUAAUGAAUGCCCUACAGUGGAUGUGUUUAUUACUUGUUGUGGAGAGGAUGAUGAAGUUGUCCUCGAUACCGUCCGUGGCGCGAUUACCCCCCCCGAGAUGAUGAGGGUUGUCAUCCUGGACGAUGCCAGGUCUCCCACGCUUGAAGCUGCCUGCAACCAACUCGCUGUGAAUCACCCCAACGUCAUUUAUAUGGCUCGUGAAAAGAUCCCCGGAAAACCCCACCACUUCAAGGCGGGUAAUCUAAACUAUGGUCUUGAGCAAGUCACCCUUUUGCCUGGAGGUGCCGGCCAGUUCAUGGCCGCCCUGGAUGCUGAUAUGAUUCCCGAACAAGACUGGCUUCGUGCGAUUGUUCCCCACUUGCUAGUGGAUCCCAAGAUGGCCCUUGCAUGCCCGCCGCAGCUUUUCUACAACACCCCUGCAUCCGACCCGCUUGCCCAGAGUCUGGAUUUCUUCGUGCAUGUUAUUGAGCCGAUCAAGGAUGCGCUCGGUGUGGCUUGGUGCACUGGAUCUGGUUACGUCGUUCGACGCGAGGCUCUCGAAGAGAUUGGCAACUUCCCGCUUGGCUCCUUGGCCGAAGAUGUCGCGACUUCGACGCUCAUGCUUGGCAAAGGAUGGAAGACCGCAUACAUCCACGAGCCUCUUCAAUUUGGCACCGUGCCAGAAGACUUUGGUGGACAUCUCAAGCAGCGUACGCGAUGGGCGAUUGGAACUGUUGACACAGCUGCCAAGCUCAAGUUUUGUCUAUUCGGUGACGCCGUUCGAAAGAUGACCGUCGCUCAACGAUUUUCUGGCUUCCUAUAUGCAACUCUCAGUGUCUACACCCUCCUGUUGACUCUUUCUCUCUUCGCCAUUCCGAUCAUUCUCCUGUGGGGCAAGCGCCUCGUCGCCUUCGCGACUGAAGAACAGCUCCGUUGGCUUAUUUGGGCCUGCUUUGCUGCAACCAUCUCCAACCGUCUAUGUGAAGUGGCCCUGUUCAUCCCAGCAGGCUAUCACACCGGCCAACGAGGCUCCCGCUAUCAACUUUGGAUGUCGCCCUACAUCGCUCUCUGCAUUGUGCGUGCCUUCUUGCUGCCCACCUGGCUCGGUGGUCAAGCCCAGGCUUUCAAGCCAACAGGUUCUCUGGGCUCAGCCCUGAACGAGCGCGACCCAAAGAAGUCCAAGAACAUGUUCAUCCGCCUGCGCGUGAUCCUGCUCAACUACAUGGCUAGCUUCCACCUUGCUUUUGUCUACGUCACCCUCAUUGCAGUCGUCAUCUCCUCUUACCGCUGCUUCGCCCAGAACACUGGCUUCAAAGAUAUUAUCCUCUGUCUCAUCACGCACGCUUUCUGGCCCCCGCUUACCUUCCUUUUCAUCUGCACAUCGUUGUGGACCCCCGUCUCCUAUGCGAUUGACCCACCAAGGAUGCCAGAGCGUGAGGAACUCCUGACGCGUGACCCUAAGACUGGUGUCGCGCACCCGACCAAGAAGAGUAAAAAGAUUGCCUUUGGUGGGCAGGCUGCUUGGUUCGAGCUUGAAUACACGGUUGCCACCGUAGCCACAAUUCUGGUGUUUGUUUACUCAUUCAUCUUCUAA